AUGGCAUUGACGGGGUUACUCGUGAAGGCCAUUGGCCUUGGAGCAAUCUUUCUCAUCACCCGAUACGUUCUGGCCUAUCUACAAUCACCACUCAAAACUAUACCUGGUCCCUUCCUAGCCCAAUUCUCCGAUAUCUGGCGAUUCCUGAAUCACUAUGGACAAACUCAUAUCGAGACGCAGAGGAAACUCCAUGAACAGCAUGGCGAUGUUGUUCGUCUUGGUCCUAACACCGUUAGUGUUGCUGAUGCUAGUCUAAUCAAGACCAUUUACAACACCCGCGGAACAUACUUGAAGAGCGAUUACUACACCAUCAACGAUGCCCUUCAAGAUGGUCGUAUCAUUCAGAACAUCUUCAGCACGCGCAGCAACGAGUUCCAUUCCAAAGGUGUCAAGCCUAUUCAAAAGUUGUACAGCCUUCAAAACGCCCUCCAAAUCGAAAGUAUCAUGGACGACGACCUCCGUACACUAUGCGCCCAACUCGAUGCUCGUUUCGUGGAAGGUGCCAACAAGGGCAAGACAUGCGAUAUCGCAGACUGGAUCUCAUUCUUUGCUUGGGACUUCUUGGGUGAUAUGACAUGGAGCAAGCGUAUUGGUUUCAUGGAACAGGGUACGGAUGUUGGCGAUAUGCUUGGGACCGCUGAACGUGUUAUGCGCUAUUUCUCAGUAGUCGGCCAAAUCCCUGCUCUCGACAAGUGGCUUGGAAAGAACCCUAAGUGGCCACGCUCGCUCUACAAGUUUGACGACUUCUCUGUGGCUGCCGGUUUCUCUGUCGAGCGCUUCAUGGAGCGUAUGCAGAAACCUGAACUUGGCGAUGGGAAGAAUGACUUUCUCAACGGCUUUCUCGAAGCGAAAAAGGAGUUUCCAGAGCUUGUUACCGACAAUGAGGUUAUCGGAUACAUGAUCAUCAAUAUUCUCGGCGGUGCCGAUACCCUUGCCAUUGUUAUAAAAGGUAUCUUCUACCACAUCCUCAAAUCACCAGCCUCGAAAGCACGCCUCGUCGAAGAACUUCUUUCCGCACACCUUGCGUUCCCCGCAUCGUACACUACAAUCGAACAGCUACCCUACCUGGAUGCAUGCAUCAAAGAAGGCCUUCGCAUGCAUCCCGUCGUUGGCCAUAUUCUCGAGCGCGUCGUGCCUUCAGCUGGCCUUGCACUACCUAACGGAACGACAUUGCCACCAGGCACGAUCGUUGGCAUGAAUCCCUGGGUUAUUCAUUACAAGGAGAGCAUCUUUGGCGCGAAGCCAUAUGAGUUCCGUCCAGAGCGCUGGUUGCAAAGCGAACAAGAAGAUGUUGGCGCUUACGAGGCCAGGAUCAAGAAGAUGAAAGAUGCGGAUAUGGCAUUCGGAGGAGGAAACAGAAUCUGUAUCGGCAGGCCAUUGGCUCUGAUUGAAGUCUACAAAGUAGUUGCGACGGUGUUCGGAAGAUACAAGAUUGAGCUCGAAGAUCCAAGCAAAGAGUGGGAUCUUCACAAGCAAUGGUUCGUAUGGCCGCAUGAUAUCAAAGUUAAGCUGGACCCAUUCGAGAGCGUCAGCGCGCCCUGA
Molecule: messenger RNA, 1542 nt
Organism: Alternaria atra
Lineage: Eukaryota; Fungi; Ascomycota; Dothideomycetes; Pleosporales; Pleosporaceae
Exons: 6
Coding region: 1-1542 (513 amino acids)
Molecular function (GO): heme binding; monooxygenase activity; oxidoreductase activity, acting on paired donors, with incorporation or reduction of molecular oxygen
Source: RefSeq, a predicted model, not a curated record